Molecule: messenger RNA, 474 nt
Organism: Calidris pugnax (ruff)
Lineage: Eukaryota; Metazoa; Chordata; Aves; Charadriiformes; Scolopacidae
Product: cell surface glycoprotein 1-like
Exons: 2
Source: RefSeq, a predicted model, not a curated record
GGGUGACGGUGGCGCUGGAGGUGGCGGAGCUGCAGGAGGCCGUGGCCGCUGCCACCUCCCGCUACCGGAGCCUCCUGCGCCAAAAGUGUCACCUCCCCGGGGACACCCCGACUGCGGGGGACACCCCGACCCCCGGGGACACCCGGACCCUUGGGGACACCGGGACCCCCGGGGACACCGCGACCACGGGGGACACCCCAACCCCCGGGGACACCCGGACCCUCGGGGACACCGCGACCAUGGGUGACACUGAGACCACGGGGGACACCAAGACCACAGGGGACAACGAGAUCCUUGGGGACACCAAGACCAGGGGUGACACCGAGACCACGGGUGACACCCAGACCCUCGGGGUCACUGGGACCACAGGUGACACGGACCCCCCGGGUGACAACACGGAUCCCUCCCGGUGACAGCGCCGUCCCCGUGUCCCCGUGACGUGGGCGUGUCCCCAAUAAAGUCCCCCCCCGCGGA